Spodoptera litura is the source of this 3860-nucleotide messenger RNA. RefSeq names its product ATP-binding cassette sub-family G member 1. The record is from RefSeq and is a predicted model, not a curated record. NCBI's taxonomy places the organism in Eukaryota, Metazoa, Arthropoda, Insecta, Lepidoptera, Noctuidae. Gene Ontology annotation, molecular function: ATP binding; ATP hydrolysis activity; ABC-type transporter activity. Gene Ontology annotation, biological process: transmembrane transport. Gene Ontology annotation, cellular component: plasma membrane.
CUUGCGUAUCAGUCAGUCGCGGUUUGAAGCGUGCACGACGCGAUCGCUCUGUCGUCGCACCUCCUAUUUAUUUAUACGCGACGUAAAUAACAUCGCGAAGUUUAACAAAAAUAUUUAUUUUUACAAAACAAAUGACUUGUAUUGAAAGUGCGUGGAAUUAAAAUAUACGAGCCAAUGGAUCACUUGCAUUCCGAACUUCAACAAGUAACGACGAAGACAAAAGUGUCCCUAUAAUUCCUAUAAGUUACAAAGUGUGAGCGAGACAGAAUAUUUAGAAAGUGACAACAAUAUCCGUGUUUGGGAGAAAGUGAAACCGCGUUUAGUGAGUGCUGAGUUUAAGAUGACGCCUAGUCCAGAAGAUUUGAGUAUUUUGGGGGGCAAUAAUAAUGUUGUGCCCUUAUUGCCGCGACCUACUGUGGAACUGGAGUUCAGUAAUAUAACUUGCAACGUCAACGUGUUUAUUGCCAACAAGCUACGAAUUGAAAACAAAGAGAUCCUGAAGGGAGUAUCAGGAUGCUUCAAACCAGGACAGCUGACGGCCAUCAUGGGGCCUUCUGGUGCCGGCAAGACUACACUCCUCAACAUUCUUGCUGGUUACUCAACCCGUGGUGCUAAAGGUGAGAUAUCUGUGAAUGGAAUAUGCGCCUGCGCUUCGAAGGCGACUGGCCGUGGAGGAGCGCGCUACAUCAGACAACACGAUGAUCUUCGUGAGCACCUCACUGUGUACGAAGCCAUGUCUCUUGCCGCUGCACUGAAACUGGCUGAUUUUAAUGCCCACGAGAGGAAAGAAAAGGUGCACGAGAUCCUCGCCUUAUUAGGUUUGAGUAAUACAUCGCUAACUCUCUGCCGAGACUUGUCCGGAGGUCAAAGGAGACGACUGGCUGUGGCCUUGGAGCUACUCUCUGAUCCCUCGCUCAUGUUCCUCGAUGAACCCACCACCGGCUUAGAUUCAUCAGCAUCAGCAUCUCUAAUUGUUUUGCUGAACAACCUCGCGAGGGGUGGGAGGACGCUCAUAGCCACCAUCCACCAACCUUCAGCUCUCAUCUUCGAGAAGAUUGACACUGUGUACUGCUUGCAAGCAGGGAGAACGUUGUAUAAUGGACCCAGGAGUAGUUUGGUGCCAGCUCUAGCCAGUGCUGGGAUGACGUGUCCAGCAUACCAUAACCCUGCUGAUUUCUUAAUGGAGGUGGCAUCAGGAGAAUAUGAUGUGGAUUUGGAAAAAAGCGCUCAAAUUAUGAGCCAGUUCAAACCAGAUCUAACUACUAAUGCCAACGGCAGUUGGGAAAAUCACAUUCCUACUAUACCUGCGCUGCCCAGCCCUCUAGAUAUAAGAUCAGACUUAAAACAAAAACAGUCGUUGCUGAGCCCUAACUACAAACAGCGGAAACUAUCGAAGAAUAUCUACAGACAAUCUGGAUUAUUACGACAAACAUGGAUUUUGUUAUAUAGGAACUACUUAAUGACUACGAGAAACUAUUCGUUAUUUAUGUACCGUGUUGCUGCGCAUGUGGUCAUCGCUCUUAUCUUCGGUUACUUGUAUUUCGGGGUAGGCAGUGAAGCAGGCUCUGUGCUUGGCAACUACGUCUAUCUGUAUGGAUCUAUGCUGCUUGUCGUCUACACUGGAAAAAUGUCUGUCACAUUAUCAUUUCCGUUAGAAAUGGAUAUUUUGAGAGGGGAGUACUUCAAUCGCUGGUACAACUUAGGACCAUACAUAGUAUCAAUAUUGGCCGUGGAAUUACCUUUCCAGAUGAUAUCAUGUGUAUCAUACGUGGUACUAUCUUACUGGCUGACUGACAACCCCCUGGAGCCUACGAGAGCAACCCUAUUCCUUGCCACUAUAGUGGCCACGUCGCUGUGUGCACAGGCAUGGGGUUAUUUCAUCGGAUCCACUACACCUACCAGGAUUGCAGUAUUCAUCGGUCCAGUCCUCGCGUGUUUGUUCUCUGUGUUUGGUUUCUGUCUGGCACUCGUGGACACUCCCUAUCAAUUCCGUUGGCUUCAUCAUAUUUCAUACUUCAGAGCUGGAUUCCACGUUGCCGUACAUUCUGUUUACGGAUUUAACAGGACUAGGAUGCAUUGCUCGAAAGAGUAUUGCCACUACAUCACACCAAAGACUUUCUUAAAAGAAAUGGACAUGGAAAACAUUGACGUUGGAGAAAACAUGGCGCUGGUCCUUUCAACGACAGUCCUAAUGCACGCUUUGACAGCUGCCGCGUUAUGGUACAGAUUAAAUAAAAGAUGAAUAAGGACUUGUUGGACGCCAUCUUGAAAUAUUGGAUUGGGUUUUUAAUCUAUAGUAUUAGUUUAGAUACCGCGGGAACAGAGUAAACAUCAGCUAAUGACACUGACAAGUUGAUUCUUGUCUAUUUUGACUUUAGUAAUGAAGCUAAUAAUUAUAAUGCUACUUAUCUAUGGAACGUUUUUUGUUAGUAAAAUAUUAUGUUACUCUCUGUUCACGCGGUCUAUAGUUCCCUAUUUAUUUAGUGAUAGCAAUGUACUUAGUUUAAUUUUAACAAUGAAAGUUAACGCAGGCGCUAGAGAAUUUGUGAUAUUUCAUUAGGUACUUACGAUUUUUUCUGACUAACUUGUCGAGUAUUUUAUGACUUUGUGAUUAUUUUUGUUCGAAUUAGUUUUUGACGACACUUCAGAAUAACCUGAAUAACAACACACUAAUAAAAUAAGACGUCGAACAAUAAUGGUCAUAAAGAUGUUAUUAAAGUUCAUGCACAAAUACAGUACUCAUGUUUACAAUAAUUUUGAAGUCUUGCCUUUUUAGUUUAUAAAAUAGAUCUGACUCCAUGACUGAUAAUAAUGAAUUUAUGUAAUAAAGGCCUUAUUUCUAAUAUUUUUCAUGCAAUCGUUUUUCUAUAACUUAGAAUUCUUGGGUUUAUAUUUUGUAUCUUAUUCUUAUUUUUCCGAAAUUCUUAUUAUUUAAAUCAAUUCAUUAAUAUAAUCUUUUUAAUUAUUUUCACACGAAUUAUAAGUGAACCACCACACUUGCCUAAAAUCAUAAAUAAAUAUAUAUUUUUAUAACAAUCGUAAGCAAGUAUUAAAUACAUUAUAUUUCGCGAUAUAAUGUGAAUUAUGUAGUAGUUAAAUUAUUUUUUAUGUGAUAAUAAUUAUAUUUAAAAGGAAUUGUGUUAGAUUAAUUUAUAAUUACUUAGUAUUAAUUGAAUAGGUUUAUUUUAUGACGAAUUAAAACUUUGAGAUAUAGGCGUAUAGCAUUAAGAUGAAAAAUACUAUGAAAUUUAAAAACAAAUUUGCGAGAUAUAAUGCUGGUUACAGUAUGAAUAAAUGAUAAACAAUAUUAAAAUAUCUAAUACCAAAAAAUAAACAAGGCUCUUCAUGAGGCACCCAAAUGACAGCCUUGGUAAACAGUGAUAGUUUUUGGUUUAGCUACUCACGUAAUUGUUUAACGAGAAAGUCGACUAGUUUACUAGCUACUACCCGAAAACAUAAUAACUAAAUAUGUCUCACAGAAGUUGUAAUAAAAACAUUUAAAAGAACUUUACGAAAUAUCAAUCGACAUGACAUAAAAAAACCGUUUUCUAAGAGCCUUGUCACAAAAAACAAUUUUCCUUAUAACAAUCGCAAAUUUGUUUUUACCUUUUAGCAAUAGGUACAUUAACAAAAACAUUGAAUUUGACCAAUCAGAUAACGUUGGCCAUAAGAUAAGCCUACCAAAUGAAUAUGAAACAAUGACUCAUUUCUCUAAAGAGUUCUCUUAAUAUUACCUACAUAUGAAUCAUAUUAUGUUUCAUAUAUUAUCUAUGAUACGAAUCUCAUAGGUGAUCGGAGAUUUACUGACUGAUAAUAUUGAAUGACAGCGAUUACCGAAUAAAUAAAAUGUAUCCAGUGAU